This is a messenger RNA of Protopolystoma xenopodis, 951 nucleotides long. Lineage: Eukaryota; Metazoa; Platyhelminthes; Monogenea; Polystomatidea; Polystomatidae. The record is from the annotation of a GenBank genome assembly.
AAUCUUCGAGAGACACUGGCACGGGAGCAGACACGUGGGAAACUGGCAGAACAACGUUUACAAGAGCACGAAGCUGCCUGGCGUGAGGUCCUAGAGGCAGGCUUCAGUGGCCGGGCUUCCGAUGAGUUGAGCAAAGCUGUCUUAAAUAAUUUGUCUUCAUCGAAGCCAAGUGAGGUCCAGGCACACUUGGAAUCGACAAUUAUAGCUCUUCGGCGUCAGGUGGAAUUAUUGCAUCGUCGAAUGGCCCUUCUUCAGCAAAGCGAAGCCAGUAAAACGCAUGCCUCAGGCCCCCUCACCUGUUCAUUUUCAGGUCGUUAUGGUUCAAUCCGUAGGCCUACUGUAGAUGUCAGCAAUGCUCCAGUUCCAGAAGUAGCCAUCCAGCCAGAAAAGUCUAGCCAUUGGACAAUCAACGGCCUCCGUGGAUCAAGUUGGCCAAGUGAUGGAAGUGUGUCUUUUGACCCCUUGCCUCCCCCUGAUGGUGACCACAUCGACCAGACGGCCAUGAUAGAACAUGCUGGUUCAAUGGAGCAAGUAGUCUGUCGGUCAUCUGUAGACCUGGCGGAUGAUGGUGAGAUGGAGGAUAAUGAUUGUUUCCACCCUAAUUAUUCCAAUAAUCAAUUUCAAGAUAAAUCCAAAUCAUCCAAGAAGCGUGCACAUGUGGCUGCCAGAAAUUCAUUUCCCAAUCACAGCGAAGCUCUGAAAUUGAGUAGCGAAGCGUCGGUGCGCAGGAAUCGAUAUAGCGACGAGACUGAAACACUCCAAAAGGCGCAUCCGAAUCCGGAGCAAAAUCAACGGCCACAACAAAGGAACGUACAGGAACCAUGGCCCCCCGUCCGUCAUUCCUCCCGGGAUCAGUCACCAUUGAUGACGGCCUUGCCAACGUCGCCGCAAAGCCCAGGACAGUUAAGGGAACUAUUAUUGCAGCUAGCCGAACUCUUGGCCGCUUCUUGA